Molecule: messenger RNA, 2033 nt
Organism: Hemibagrus wyckioides
Lineage: Eukaryota; Metazoa; Chordata; Actinopteri; Siluriformes; Bagridae
Product: E3 ubiquitin/ISG15 ligase TRIM25-like
Exons: 6
Coding region: 35-1663 (542 amino acids)
Molecular function (GO): protein binding; zinc ion binding
Source: RefSeq, a predicted model, not a curated record
CUUUCUCGCUUUCUCAGUGUAAAACUCACAGAAAAUGGCUGAGGCUGGUACUUCCACAGAUCAGGAUCAGUUCAGCUGUCCAGUGUGUCUAGAUCUCCUGAAGGAUCCAGUGACUACUCCCUGUGGCCACAAUUUCUGUAAGGUGUGUAUUAAUGGCUUCUGGGAUAAAGAAGAUCAGAGGAGUGUGUACAGCUGCCCCCAGUGUAGAGAGACAUUCAGUCCAAGGCCUGCUUUACGCAGGAACAAUAUGCUGGCUGAAGUGGUGGAGGAACUGAAGAAGACUGAAAUGUCUGUGGAAUGUGAUUCCUGCAUUGGGAGAAAACGCAAAGCUCUCCGGACAUGUCUGGUUUGCUUGGCUUCUUAUUGUGAAGAUCAUCUUCAACCUCACUAUCAGUCUCUUGCCUUUAAGAAGCACAAGUUAGUUGAAGCCUGUGCAGAGCUCCAAGAGAAGAUCUGCUCUGAACAUGACAAACUGAUGGAGAUCUACUGUCGUACUGACCAAAGCUUCAUCUGUUACUUGUGUACGAUGGAUCAGCACAAAGGACAUGAUACUGUUUCAGCUAAAACAGAAAGAACUGAAAAACAGAAUGAGCUAAAGGAGGAGCAGAUGAAAUCCCAGCAGAGGAUCCAGGAGAAGCAGAAGAAGGUGCAGGAGCUGAAACAGACUGUGGACAUUAUUAAGAUGCGUUCACAGGCAGCAGUAGGUGACAGUGAGAGGAUCUUUACUGAGCUGAUCAGCUCCAUGGAGAAAAAGCGCUCUGAGGUGAAGGAGCUGAUCAGAGCUCAGGAGAAAGCUGAAGUGAGUCGAGCUGAACGACUCCUGAAUCAACUGGAGCAGGAGAUUGCUGAUCUCAAGAGGAGAGUCACUGAGCUGGAGCAGUUUUUACAGAUACAUGAUGACAUCCACUUCCUCCAGAGUUUCCCGUCUCUCUGUGUCUCUCCUGGAUGUGAAGACUCACCCAGCUUCACUGUCAAUCAACAUCUCUCAUUUGAUGGAGUGAGGAAAUCUCUCUCAGAUCUGAAAGAACGAGUCAAGCAAAUCUGUGAGGAAGAAUUCAACAAAAUCCGUCCACAAGCUGCAGCAGUUCAGAUGAUUUUACCCUCAGAACUAAAGAUCAGAAAAGAUUUUAUGCUGUAUUUCUGUUAUCUGACUCUGGAUCCAAACACAGAACAUCCUAUACUCAUUCUGUCUGAGAAGAACAGAGUGGUGACACGCAGAAUGACACAACAACAAUACUCUGAUCAUCCAGAGAGAUUUGACUCCUGGCCUCAGGUGUUGUGUAAGGAGAGUGUGUGUGGACGCUGUUACUGGGAGGUGGAGUGGAACAGCAAGGUGUUCAUAUCAGUCUCAUAUAAAGAGAUCAGCAGGAAAGGACUGGGUAAGGAGUGUUUGUUUGGAUGCAACAGUCAGUCCUGGAGUCUGCAGUGUUCUCCUUCCUCUGUCUUUUUCUGGCACAACAACAUUAAGACUGAGCUCCGAGGUCCAGCAUCCUCCAGAAUAGGAGUGUAUGUGGAUCACAGAGCAGGAACUCUGUCCUUCUACAGCAUCUCUGACACGAUGAGGCUCCUCCACAGAGUCCACACCACAUUCACUCAGCCUCUAUACGCUGGGUUCUGUUUACUUAAUUUAGAUUCAGUUUUGAGGUUAUAUGAUCCAAAAUGAAGAAUUAAAACACGUGUUUAGUAAAAGUUAAACCUUGGUGUCCGAUUUAAUAUUGUUUUGUGCUACAGUGGGGAUAGUUUGGUGCAGAAACAGAUAGUGAUGAUCAUGAUGAUGAUUAUUAUAAAUCUAAUUCAUAGAUUAAUGACUUACAUAGUCUCAAUACAGCAUGUAAAUUUUUUUUUUUAAAAAAAGCAAGGAAAAACAAUUUUAUCGGGAUGUACUAUUAAUAGCUUUUUAAACUGAUCUGAUAUCUUCCUUGUUUUUUUUUCAGAUAUAAAAAAACUGAAUAAUAAAAAUCAAACUGCUGCUUCUUUUUGUGCUGCUGCUGGAAACACCCUACUACGUGCAAAAACCAUUUUUGAUAUUGAAU